UAUAUGUGUUUGUGUAAGAGAAGAGGAGAGAGUAUGAGAAAGAACUGGCAACGUGUGCCACAUUCAAAUCUGAUCGGAACAUUCUGAACCCGGUCGGCUUCUUAGCAAAACAGUCGAAAACGCGGAACGGCAGAGAAUCGUGGAGAAUCGCGCCAGCGAGCGACGUGUUGCUUCGAGCGUGUACGCCCGUCGCUAUGUGACAUCGCGCCAAGAGCCGUGUAGUGCAUCAACAGCGACCUCGGCGACAUCGGUAGUGCUUACGGUACAGCAAAUACGCACGCGAGUGUUGGAGACGAGGAUGUAUUGAGGCACGGAAUUGCUGAGAUACGUCCAGACCUGUUGAGACCCGUCCGCGUUUCUGUCGUUUUCUCCCUCCCUCUUUCUCUCUCUCUCUCUCUCUCUCUCCCAUUGUCUCCCGGCUACGUAAGAGAGCAACGGAACGAAAAGUGCGAACAGCGAUCUCUCGCGCGUGUUGAUUACGACGCGACGACGACGACGGCGACGGUGGUGGCGACGGCGGCGGCGGCGGCGACGACGACGGCGGCUACUUCUUCCGGUUCCUCCGUACAAAUUUUCGCGCGCGUUCGCGCCCGCACUCAUCUACUUGUACAAGUUCAAUUUCAUGUAAAUGUCACGAGUGCGCGGCGGCAUAGUGGCCGUGUCGCGAACAAGGUUCCACACGACGGCGUGGAAUUAUGUGCAUGGAUAUUCAGUUUAACGAGAAGAAGAUGGGUGACGACGACGACGACGUGCAGAUCAUCGAGGUUCGCAUCAACAAAGAUUUCGAGAGAGUCGUUAAGCAAGAACGUCCGGACGAUGCGGAAAUCCGUGAAUUGGCUGCCAAAAUGGUGGAAGCAAACAAGGCGAAAAUGCAGGCGAACACGCCGGCGGUGCAACAACAACAGAGGCAGCAGUGCCUCGUGCCGCAGCCUAAUCUUCCCGGUAUCCUCGGAUACCUGAACAAACGACCGGGCGACGGGCAGCCCGCUCCGAAGCCACCGUCGGACGGCUUGGAGAGUAAAGCUCCGACACCCGACGACGACAGCCAGAGAGGACGAUUCGGCUGGACGAGCUUCGACGAGUGUCACAUACCUUAUAUAUUUCGCUCCGGCGAAAAGUAUUGCGCCGUACGCAUUCUAGAGUCUAAGCUUCUCAACAAGUACCUGAGCUUUCUUCAUUCGGACAUCUACAGUUGCACGUGUAUAAGGAGUUACUACAUCACGGAGGCCGAGAGCAAGCUGUUCAACGAGAUCAACAGCAGGCACUGCGAGAAUCAGUUCGGCAGGGACCCGUUCACGUGCAAGGACCUGGUGGUGCGUCUCUCGGACGCCAAGGAGUUUUAUACGUUUCUCGAUGUGUGCUACACAAAGCUGACCGCCGGUACCAAUCCGAACGUAACGGGCGGACGCAAGGCGGACAAGUGCGGUUUCAUACGGAUAAACAAAGAGUCUGUGGUACCUUACACGGUCAAAGACAGUCUGCAGUACGUGCCGCUGUUUUACUUCGAGGGCGAGACAGAGAAUCUCAAGCUGAAGGCGGAGAAGCUCGAGGGUUGGGAUUUGUCGUACUUGAAGUUCUGCUGUAAGGUACAGGGUAUACGAAACGAACUGUUCGCAAGUGAAACGUGCUCGGUCAUCAGUUUGAGUGAUAUCAAGAGCUACUUUCCGCCAGGCACUGGCUUUGAGGACUAUUGGCCGACCAAGGUGAUGGACUCGCAGUUGUUGGUCAACAGCAACGGGGGUGGUACCGGCGGCGGGUGGACCAAGCAGCCGCCUACACCGCCUACGCCGGUGACCAAGUCUCCCUCCGUGCAGAGCGCGAGUAAGGUGGUACCACCGCCUUUGAGCGCGCGUACCGCCGUACCGAUGCCUAAUAUAAUGCCGCGGGGUGCUGCCGUUAGCGCGACGCCGCAGAUGCCGCGGAUAGGUCAGCCGAGGCCAGUCGCGACGACGCAUCCCGCGCAUUCUUCCCCGUCGGGACUGCCCACCGGUAGAUCCAACAUUGUGUCGCAGCCUAUGCUGAAUGCCGUUCCAGGUGUGGUUAACGGCUGGUCGGGUCUUGUCGGCGGUCAACCCACCUUUCAAACGUCACUCGGCCCUCAGGCUAGCAUUAUACGGGCGACCCUCAACAAUGCUAUGCACAACCAACCAAUGUCCGCCGCUUCUAAAAGCUAUAAUCAACAGCCUAGAAGUAGAGCGGGCAGUAGCGGGGCAGCACCUCAGUAUCCCGGAGUAUACCCGACGACGACCAUGCAAGGGGUUGCUCAGGCCCAACCACCGCCUCUUAUACGGGCGACCGUUCACUCCAAUAUCGCUUAUCCCACCUAUGGGAAGGAUGAUUGGACCACCACGUAUACGACACCUUCGUUAGGUGUACCUAACGCAGUCACAGCAACCGCAUAUCCACAGAUGCUUGGUUUAAGUGAACAACAAGUCCAAGCUUUAAUGCCAGGACCUGCGUCAGCGUCAAAUUUAUUACAUUCACAAAGGCAUACACCAUCUGUGCAUAACACAUCUCAUACGAAAUAUCCACCUCCUCUGAUACCAGUCAAUGGUAGCAGCGGUAGCAGUAGUAGCUCCAGGGAUUCCCGAGGCAGGAAACCACUGAUACCAAUACCGGACUCACAUAUAUCCACUUGUCAUGUACAACCAUACCAAAUACAAAAAGCACUAAUUGACGAAAAGAUGGUACCCUGUAUUAAUUUCAAACCUUAUAUUUAUACUGAAUUGCUAAUGUCACUUCCUGACUUCGUUUCCAAUUUUUUUCCUGCCUGUGACAUCGAAAGUUGUAGACAAGUCCUUACAGAUGUACUACAUAUAGACUUAUAUCAAGGAAAUAGACUGCAAAUGAAGAUGUUAAUGGAAGCAGGCAAAUGUUCUUCGCAUACAGAAGAUCUGCCUUUAAUCCAAGUUAGGAGUAUAAUGAAAUUCAUGCCACAAUUCAAGUAUAUGUUCAAUAGAGGAGAUAUGGUUAUGCCUUCCCCAGCUCAUUCGUCUGAAGAGCACCCUGCCAAAAAGCGUCAACGUACCAGCUAGGAUUGGCUACAGCCUUACUGGCCUACUUAUGAUUAUUAUCAUUCGGCAUUCUAAAGCCGUGAUUCGAUAUUCCCAUCGAUAUUCUCAUCAACGUGAUUUGGAACACCUUUAAGGGAGAAGGCGGAUCAUAAAAAAGAUAAUUCGCGUAUGAUGCGUGAUAAAAUAUACAUUAACUAAUACUUCAAGUGUAAAGUGACACAGUGGUGAGCUACUUCUUUCUCCAAAGUGUAUUGAAGAGUGUAAGAGUGAAACAUGACUGUGUAAAUAUAAAAUUGAACAGUGUACAUUUAAAAUAUGAUAAUUUAGGUCUGCUAUUUUAAUGGUUGAAGUUAGAUACAAAUAACUCGGCCAAAGUUUCCUGUUAACGCCCACAAUCACCUUCUUGUAUCUUCAUAAUGAGCUGGACAAAUGUAAAUAAAGCACUUGGUCUCGGAAAAGACAGCAUACGAUAAAAUUACAUCUUUUAUCAAGUCGUCAAAAUUUUUCGGUGUAGUCGUUAUCGAAUACGAAGCGUCGCACGCUUUAUGCGUGUCUGUCGGUUGUCAAGAUGCGAGCAGCAAAGAUAGUGAAUGUCAACACGAGAAUUGGGUCGAAAGUUGUAUCUGAUGUCGGCCAUUGAUUUAUUUUAUUUUUACUUUCGAGAUGUAUCUGUUAUAAGGAUCCCAAAAUGAUUGUCACAACAUGAAAUAGACCUAAGAUAAAGAACGCUCUUAUGUUCAAA
Messenger RNA from Vollenhovia emeryi, 3756 nucleotides. RefSeq lists its product as uncharacterized. The transcript is spliced from 7 exons. The coding region runs from base 696 to 3035 and encodes 779 amino acids. The record is from RefSeq and is a predicted model, not a curated record. NCBI's taxonomy places the organism in Eukaryota, Metazoa, Arthropoda, Insecta, Hymenoptera, Formicidae.